AUGGUUUACUGGGUGUUCGGGUACGGCUCACUGAUAUUCAAGCCGCCACCGCACGCGGUCGAACAACGUGUUGUCCGUCGUUUCGCCCAAUCAUCCAUAGAUCAUAGAGGUACGCCUGAUGCUCCAGGAAGAGUGGUGACGGUCAUAGAAGCUAGAGAAUGGCAUAAGUUGGAAGGCCUUAACACACCGAAAGGUACUAUUUUACCAGAAGAUUAUGUAUGGGGCAUGGCCUAUAAGAUAAAUCCGGACUAUGAGGAGGAAGUGAAAGCGUAUAUGGAACAUCGGGAGAAGAACGGAUACACAUGUCAUUCUGUGCCAGUCUAUGCUACAACACCUGAUGAAGAGGAAGAGAUAAUCGCGGUCGACAGUGCCGAGAUCUGGAUCGGCAAGCUCGACAAUCCAGCUUUUGUUGGACACGAACCUAUCGACGAGCUCGCUGAGACAAUAUUCCAACGACAUGGACCAUCAGGUCCGAAUAAAGAAUACCUUUACAAGCUAGCGGAAUCAGUCAGACACCUGUAUCCUCAUGUACGUGAUGAUUACCUAUUCGGGCUUGAAGCCUCUGUGCGAGCUCUUGAGGUGAAGAAUUGA
Molecule: messenger RNA, 591 nt
Organism: Kwoniella mangroviensis CBS 8507
Lineage: Eukaryota; Fungi; Basidiomycota; Tremellomycetes; Tremellales; Cryptococcaceae
Exons: 10
Coding region: 1-591 (196 amino acids)
Biological process (GO): glutathione catabolic process
Cellular component (GO): cytoplasm
Molecular function (GO): gamma-glutamylcyclotransferase activity; glutathione specific gamma-glutamylcyclotransferase activity
Source: RefSeq, a predicted model, not a curated record